Truncatella angustata is the source of this 1328-nucleotide messenger RNA. RefSeq names its product nucleophile aminohydrolase. NCBI's taxonomy places the organism in Eukaryota, Fungi, Ascomycota, Sordariomycetes, Amphisphaeriales, Sporocadaceae. Gene Ontology annotation, cellular component: proteasome core complex, alpha-subunit complex; proteasome core complex; nucleus. Gene Ontology annotation, biological process: ubiquitin-dependent protein catabolic process. Bases 345 to 1139 code for a protein of 264 amino acids. The transcript is spliced from 3 exons. The record is from RefSeq and is a predicted model, not a curated record.
GCCUACAGUAACUUGCCCAGAGCUGAUGUGGUGGCCCCCCGUCCACCCCCUGCAAGUGCACUAAACCCAUAAAAGACAGCGCUUCAGCGGGCAGCUCACCUCACUGGUGGGAGGAGGCACUUAGAGAGUCAACCUUGGAGUCUUGGGGGACCUGACGAAGCUCCAGCUGCCUGCCUCGCCAAUGCUCAUAAUCAAUCAACUUAUCAGCCUCGCCGAACAACCACAUUAAGCUCGACACAAACACCAUCACAUCACAUCACAUCACCACUUCGCAACCCAAAUACAAACCCCACAGCUCACCCGCCCCUUCACCUCCCACAGCACCGUCUUGACACGCCUUCACAAUGUUUCGAAACAAUUACGACAACGAUUCCGUCACAUUCUCUCCCCAAGGAAGAAUAUUCCAGGUCGAAUACGCCGCCGAGGCCGUCAAGCAAGGUUCAGUGGUGGUGGGAUUGACAAGCAAGACACAUGCCGUGCUGGUCGCAAUCAAGAGGAACGCCGAAGAACUCUCGUCAUACCAAAAGAAGCUGUUCGCCGUAGAUGAGCAUGUAGGCCUCGCUAUUGCCGGCCUGACCUCAGACGCCCGUGUCCUCUCCAACUUCAUGAAGCAGCAAUGCCUAUCACAACGCCUGACCUACGACCGCGCCAUGCCCGUUGAGACCCUCGUCUCCCUCAUCGGCGACAAGGCUCAGCUCAACACCCAACACUACGGCAAGCGACCAUACGGCGUCGGCCUGUUGGUUGCCGGCAUCGACGAAUCCGGCCCCCACCUCUACGAGUUCCAGCCCUCCGGAAUGACCCAGGAGAUGGUCGCAUGCGCAAUCGGCGCCCGAUCCCAGAUGGCUAGGACGUACCUCGAGAAGAACGCCGACAAGUUCCCCGACUGUGGCAGGGAGGAGCUGAUCAAGCACGGCCUGAGAGCUCUCAAGGAGACACUAGUCCAGGACCGUGAGCUCACGGUCGAGAACACGAGUGUGGGUGUCGUGGGCUUGAAGGAGGCCGGCAAAAGGGCUCUGGAGUUCUUCAAGGUCCACGACGGCAACGAGGUCAAGGAAUGGAUCAACAGCGUUGCCGACGAUGCAGAGGCAGCCGCUGAAACGGCGGAAGGCGAGGGUAUGCAGGUUGAUGAUGAAUAGACAAUGCACCUCUGAGUAGAGCGACAUGACAUUCACGACAAUCCUUCACUCCAGAGCCCCAAAGCCGUGGGGUAUUGGCCCCAAAAUAGAUAUGGCUCCGAGGGACAUUUAAACGGACUUGUCUGUAUUGUACCAGAGUCAUCUAGAGAUGUACUAUAAUGAACAUUGCUACGCAAGCCACGUCAAUUU